Messenger RNA from Antechinus flavipes (yellow-footed antechinus), 3447 nucleotides. RefSeq names its product SH3 and cysteine rich domain 2 (gene STAC2). Gene Ontology annotation, cellular component: extrinsic component of cytoplasmic side of plasma membrane. Lineage: Eukaryota; Metazoa; Chordata; Mammalia; Dasyuromorphia; Dasyuridae. Gene Ontology annotation, molecular function: protein binding. The transcript has 11 exons. The record is from RefSeq and is a predicted model, not a curated record. Gene Ontology annotation, biological process: positive regulation of voltage-gated calcium channel activity; positive regulation of protein localization to plasma membrane; skeletal muscle contraction. The coding region runs from base 451 to 1674 and encodes 407 amino acids.
AUGGGGGGCGGGCUCAGAGGACAGUGGGGCCCGACCGGACACAUCCCUGAGCUCUCUCCCUCCAUCCCUCCAUUCCCUCAUUCUUCCUUCCCUCUCUCUUCUGCACAGCAUCCUCUGCAAACCCUCAGUGCCUGGGGGUCCUCUCUCCCCAAUUUGACUUUAAUUACUCAUUCAUUUAAUUGUCUUCCUCCUUGCGGGGCAGCCCCAGAACUUUCCCUUCCUGCAGAGCAAAUUAGGGUAUUUGCUCGGCAUUUUUAGGAAGGCGGAGACGAGCGUUCUUCUUGGAUCGAUUUGAGGGGGGGUUAGGAAGAGGAGACUACAGGACCCUCAGUGAGAAUCUUCUUUCGCCGCCUCGGCCUCCCUGGCAUCUAACCCGACCCUUCUGCCCGGCCUUUGCCCUCCGCCCCCGCGACCCCCUUCACGCAGUGCCCCAGCUGCGGGACCACGACCAUGACCGAAAUGAGCGAGAAGGAAAAUGAACCCGAGGACGCUGCCACUCACCCCUCCCCCGGGACUGUUUCCACCCUCCAGGAAACCAAGCUUCAGCGUUUCAAGCGUUCCCUGUCCCUCAAGACCAUCCUUCGAAGCAAAAGUGUGGAGAAUUUCUUCCUUCGCUCAGGCACUGAACUCAAGUGCCCAACGGAGGUGCUGUUGACCCCCCCAACCCCAUUACCACCCCCCUCACCCCCACCAGUGUCAACUGACCCAGGCCUACCCACCUCUGCCCGUUCCCCUUGUCCAGUCCCACGUCCCUUGGCACCUCUCAAGCCCUUGAGGACCCACAGCUUCCAAGACCAUGUCUUCAAACGUGCCAGCCCCUGUGAGCUCUGCCACCAGGUUAUUGUGGGCAACUCCAAGCAGGGCUUACGAUGUAAGACGUGCAAAGCCAGCGUCCACCUCUGGUGCUCUGAGGAAAUCUCCCACCAGCAGUGCCCAGGCAAAACGUCCACCUCUUUCCGACGUAACUUCAGCUCCCCUCUCCUGGUGCAUGAGCCACCCCCAGCCUGUACCCGGGAGUCUCCACCAGCUGGUGCCAGUGGGAAGGUGGACCCCAUUUAUGAGACCCUCCGCUAUGGUACCUCCUUGGCAUUGAUGAACCGGUCGAGCUUCAGCAGCACCUCGGAGUCCCCUACCCGAAGCCUGAGUGAGCGUGAUGAAUUGGCAGAGGAUGGAGAAGGUAGCAUCCGUAGCUCAGAGGAGGGUACCAGUGACAGUGUCUUCACAUCACCGCCUGAGAGUGAAGUGCCAGGGCCUGAGGAGAAAAGCCCCGGGCAGCAGCAGGCUUCCAAGGGCACCAUCCGGAAGGACGUGGGCCCCAUGUAUUCCUAUGUCGCUCUCUACAAGUUUUUGCCUCAAGAGCAUAAUGACCUGGCGUUGCAGCCGGGAGAUCGCAUCAUGCUGGUGGAUGACUCCAACGAGGACUGGUGGAAGGGCAAGAUCGGGGACCGCGUCGGCUUCUUCCCCGCCAACUUCGUGCAGCGCGUGAGGCCGGGAGAAAGCGUGUGGCGGUGCUGCCAGCCCUUUUCCGGGAACAAGGAGCAGGGCUACAUGAGCCUCAAGGAGAGCCAGAUCUGUGUGGGCGUGGGCAGAAGCAAGGAUGCUGAGGGCUACAUUCGAGUCAGUAGUGGCAAGAAGAGGGGCCUGGUACCUGCCGACGCUCUGACCGAGAUCUGAAAUUGGGCACGGCGGGCACAGAAGAAGUGAGUGCCCCCACCCCCGGAGAUGGCCCAGACACCAGCUCUGCCCCUUGUUCCCAGGGAAUGGAGCAGGGUCUCCUUACCCGCCUCCUUGCUCACUUGCUGCCACGCUGCUGGGCACCCCUCUGACAGACACGGAAGCUCCACGAUGACGAAGGUUUUGUUUUUCCUCUGGGGACCCUCUUGAGGGCAAGAUAAGGGCGGGGAUCAGCUACCGCAGGCAGGUCUGCCCCAUGCCGAGGUGCCAACUCCUGCGCCCACCAGUGCCCUGCUGCCACAAUGAGUCGAGCCUGGGGCAGAUCUGCCCCCCAGGGCUUGCUGUGGCUUCUCCCCAGAAUUCUACCUUUCCAGUUGUUGCAUGCCUUGUGCCGCCUUCUCCCUCAGCCCAGGCUGUAUCUGUCUUUCUGUCUGUCCGUUGGGCAUGGGGGAGGUCUCAGGGGAGGGAAAAUGUCCCCUUUCCCCGGGCCCCUCUCAAUGCCCGCUCCCCCUCAGGGUUUAAAAGGGGUGGGAGAUAUGGGAGGGCCUUUUCUGCUUCUGUGGUUCUGACUGCUGCCUCCCCAAUAUCACCAUCCCUCUCUAGCUCAAUUCUCAGGAAAGUUUCACUGGUCUCUCCCAUAACUUGCAACCUGGGCUGGCAGAGGAGAGGAGGGAUCAAGGAGAAAGGACAGGGCUUGUUUUCUUGUUUGGGGGGAGAGAGAAUCAUGGCUGGGACAAGCACGACAGAGCCUUUCUCCAUCCACCCCUACCCCCCUUACAGUUGGGGAAAGAAUAGCCAGCUGGGAUGGGAACUCUCUCCAGGGCCAGAACAUCCAUGUCCCCCUAAAGCCACAGCCCCCCCAGGGAAGAGAAAUCCCCCGGAAGUCAGGAGUUCGGAUCUGCCCUCAGACGCUUACCCUCCCUGGGCAAGUCACUUAACCCCCACUGCCUCAGCAAAAAAAAGAAAUCCGGACGUAGCAAGAAGAGUGAGCCAUGUGAGACUGAGAUUGGGGAUGUUUCUGGAGCCGCCAGAAUGGUACAGAAUAUUUAUGUGAAUCUACCCGUUGUCUGGGGCCUGACUUCCAGAAACUAGCCAGGUCAGGAGCCUGACUCCAGGCAGUUCUGUUUUCCUGCCCCCCUUUUGUUCUCGCCCCCCCCCUUGAUCCGGACAGCCCUGGAAGAGCUGGAACGGGACAGUUGGAAAACCCCUCUCACUAGGUUAAGGCCGGGUCACAGCAGGGGCGGAUACGGAGAGCAAGACGGCACUUUAAAAAUAGUCCUGUCCUGGGACCAGUUUCAGGUUUUCCCCCGUUUUCAAGACCCCUGUAUUUCAGGAGCCAUUCUCUGAUUAUGCCCUUUGCAGGCCCCUGGGUAGGGAUGGAGAACUGGAGACAAGUUGAGACUCCCGAGGAAGGGAGGGAGGGUGAGCGUCCCAGCCUGGAGGAGGCAGACUGUGGGGUCUCCCCUGUGAAGACAGCUCCUUGUUGGCCCGAGCCCCCAGCCCCCAGCUCAGAACCUCCUUCACCAUGCCAGCCAAUGCCUCCCCUACUCUGGGCACAGACCCCCCCCCAGGCCCUUGCCUCCCCCUCUGCCGUUUCCAGACUCGGGGAGGGCAGAGGCUGACGCCACACUGCCCUGUCUGCUGCCACGAGGCUGCCCCAGCAGUACCCCUCGGGGCAGGCCCGAUGCCCACUGUACAUAGAGGCUGCAUGACGGGUCGGGCUGGGGCGCUGCCGGGCCCCCAGACCCACCGAAUAAAUGUUCCCCUGACCCA